AGGUUACUAUUCGGUAUCCAUACCGCGCACAAUCCCGCCUAAUGACAGUUAGAGUUAUGACAGUGAGUGUGACAGUUUUAAUCCAAGUGUCAAAAAUAAUAAUUAUGUAAAUGCGUUGUAAAACCUCCCGUGACGAGAUUUAACCGUGUCAAAGUUCACCACCGGCCAAAGUGACAUGUUUUUGUUUACAUUCCACUAGUGUUACCCUGCCAUGGCGCACAAUUCCCAAAAUACUCAUCCCCGUCUCUUAAUGACCCACACUAGUUCCCUGCCGAAUUUCCAGCGUCGAACGGCGGACAGUGCCCGCCAAUUACGCGAUAACUUCAAUAACGUAAUCCGGGAAAUCCAGCCGUUGGUGGAAACGGCCCGAACUGUGAACGCCGGUGUGCAAAAUGCCAUCUCAAUGACGAACUUUCUGCACAGGCCGCCAGAACAGGCCAACACGAGCCAGGACAACAGUUUUGUGAUCGACCUAGACGUGCAGCAGGAGCCCCCCAAUGAGCAGAACCCGGACGUGGGGCGGAGCGCCGACGAGUUGAACAGUGUGGAGCGGGCGCAGACUGUGGUCGAAAUGCAGCAGUUUUUCCAAGUGGUGCUCAAAUACGUGCCGUUUGUGCUGAUCCUGCUGGCGAAGGCUGUGUACGACUACCACGAUUCGAUUUUCAUUUUGGUGAUUUUGUUCACGACUUUUGCACACACGAACUCGGCUGUGAAGAAGGAGACUACGAAGAGGGAUCGGCGGAGUUUGGCGACGUUGGCCAUCGAGUUGUUGUACAUUUUCGUGUGCUCUGUCUUCGUUUUGUACAUUUUUGAAGAUGAGCUUGAUCAUUUCGAUGUGGUCUUCCAUUUGUUUUUGAUCAGGACUUUUACUGAGCCCCUGACUGUGGGCAAGCUGUUGUGGAUUGUCACCAUCACGGACUUUGCCCUUAAAUUAGUCACAGUCGCAAUAAAAAUCCUGUUGACGAUGCUUCCGGAAAAAAUCGCCCCGUUUCAGAAAAGGGGCAAAGUUUAUCUAUUUAUUGAGGCAAUUUCACAAAUGUAUAGAAGUAUUGCGACCAUCCAGCCCUGGCUUCACUACCUCUUGGAGUCCUACCAAGGGCCUGAAAAAGUCGUCGCUGUUUUCCUUUCAGCGUUUUACAUGAUUUCAAAGGGGACGGAUUUAAUGUCCCGCAUGAAACUCCUGAAAACUGCUUUUUUCAAGCUCCUCCAGAAUGUUACUGUGGGCUCGUCCCCCAGCAAGGAGCAGAUCCAGACGGCGGGGGACCACUGUCCCAUCUGCCACGACAACUACGAUUCCCCCGUCCUCCUCCAAUGCAGGCACAUUUUUUGCGAAAACUGUGUAACAACGUGGUUUGACCGCGAACAGACUUGUCCCUUAUGCCGAGCCAAAAUCGUAGACGACCCUUCAUGGCGCGAUGGCUCAACCUCAUAUUUUAUACAAUUAUAUUGAAUCAAAAAUAUAUUUUAAACUGUU
Tribolium castaneum (red flour beetle) is the source of this 1474-nucleotide messenger RNA. RefSeq lists its product as uncharacterized. The transcript is spliced from 3 exons. Gene Ontology annotation, molecular function: ubiquitin protein ligase activity. The record is from RefSeq and is a predicted model, not a curated record. Gene Ontology annotation, biological process: positive regulation of ERAD pathway. Bases 212 to 1450 code for a protein of 412 amino acids. NCBI's taxonomy places the organism in Eukaryota, Metazoa, Arthropoda, Insecta, Coleoptera, Tenebrionidae.